Messenger RNA from Pungitius pungitius (ninespine stickleback), 3775 nucleotides. Its product is annotated as noelin-like. Gene Ontology annotation, biological process: signal transduction. The coding region runs from base 163 to 1524 and encodes 453 amino acids. NCBI's taxonomy places the organism in Eukaryota, Metazoa, Chordata, Actinopteri, Perciformes, Gasterosteidae. The transcript is spliced from 6 exons. The record is from RefSeq and is a predicted model, not a curated record.
CAGAGAGGAGGCAAAAGCAAAGGGAGGAGGGAGGAAACCAAGGAAAUUAAGCAGAGGGAGGAAGGAGGAAGAGCAGAUAAAGGGGAGAAGGAGGAGGAAGGACCGCCGAAUAAAGAACGAUAGAAAACAGACUAGAUAACUGGGUUUAUUAAUUGGACACAGAUGGAGUCUGAAGAGAAUUUGCUGAACGUUUUUCUGCUGCUGCUUAUGGGAUCCCACUUAACUGUGGUGGGUCCUUCCGUCCCCGAGGAUGGAUGGCAGGUGUACAGUUCGGCUCAGGACUCUGAAGGUCGAUGUGUUUGUACAGUGGUCGCUCCCCAGCAGACUGUCUGCUCCAGAGACGCCAGAACCAAGCAGCUUAGACAGCUGCUGGAGAAGGUUCAGAAUAUGAGUCAGUCCAUCAAUGUCCUGGAUCAGAGGACUCAGAGAGAUCUGCAGUUUUUGGAGAAAAUGGAAGUUCAGCUAAAGGGUCUGGAAAACAAAUUCAAACAAGUGGAAAACGGACACGAAAGCAACAUCGCCAGACAGUACAAGUCCAUCAAAGCAAAGAUGGAAGAGUUACGUCCUCUGAUAUUGGUCCUGGAGGCCUACAAGGAGGAUGCUCUGCUGGUCCGACAGUUUAAAGAGGAGGUGGCCAAUGUGACAGAGCUGCUGGGAUCACUGCAGGAAAAACUGGGAAGUCUGGACUACCAGGAGCUCCACAGUCGAGUGAUGGACCUGGAGGACCGGCUUAGGGCCUGCAUGCAGAGGCUGGCCUGUGGGAAGCUGACAGGAAUCUCUGAGCCAAUCACUAUCAAGACGUCUGGAUCGAGGUUUGGAUCGUGGAUGACGGACCCGCUAGCCCCGGCUGGAGACAGCAGAGUAUGGUACAUGGAUGGUUACCAUAACAAUCGCUUUGUUCGGGAGUAUCAGUCAAUGAAUGACUUCAUAACUGCAGAUAAUUUCACCUCUCAUCGGCUGCCUCACCCCUGGUCUGGUACCGGUCAGGUGGUUUAUAAUGGAUCCAUUUACUUCAACAAAUUUCAGAGUCACACAAUCAUCAAGUUCGACUUCAGCACAUCCCUUAUCAGCCGCUCACGGCAACUGGACUUUGCCGGAUACAACAACAUGUACCAUUACGCCUGGGGGGGGCACUCAGACAUCGACCUCAUGGUGGACGAGGGAGGGCUAUGGGCCGUUUACGCCACCAAUCAGAACGCUGGAAACAUUGUCCUCAGCCAGUUAAAUCCAAACACUCUUCAGAUCAUCCACAGCUGGACCACCAACCACCCGAAACGCAGCGCUGGCGAGGCAUUCAUGAUCUGUGGAACUCUGUAUGUCACUAACGGCUACUCGGGUGGAACAAAAGUGUACUACGCCUACUCCACUAAUUCCUCCACCUACGAGUACAUUGACAUUCCUCUGACCAAUAAAUACAGCCACCUGUCCAUGCUGGACUACAACCCCCGAGACAGAGCGCUCUACGCCUGGAACAAUGGCCACCAAGUCCUCUACAAUGUGACUCUCUACCACAUCAUACAGUAACACGAACGUAGGAGAGGGGUAAAAUCAUGGAAUAUAAAGACGUGGUUUACAAAAAUUCUCAAAGGCUCUUGGACAAAAUAAUUGGGUCCUAUCUGUGUCCCUGGGACAGAGAAGUAUAUUAGCCUAGCUUAGCAUAAACUCUUUCCUUAGCCACAUGCAAAGAAAAUCCACCUUCUUUUGAAAUCAGGUGUAACCGUUGCAUGUUCCAUCCUGUAAUCAGUUGCUUUAUUUUACUGUUCAGUUAAACUUGCUAAAACGUCAAUGUUUUGAUUAGACAUUUUAAUUUUACCCCUGUAAGAUGUACCAACAUGGAAAUAAGACCACAAGAUAUUUUCUUGUGUGGAGCUGGGCUAGUAGUCUCCCUACACUUAGUCUUUGUGCUAAGCUAUGCUAAACCUCAACCGGACCUAUUUCCUUACUGGAGCGUCUCCAAAGUGUUAGACUGUUAACUUCCAUAUUAGGUUUGAGUUGCAUGAAAUCAAUCCCUUCAUCGUCAAGAUCACAUUAAACACUAAUCACAAAGAAAUCACAAAUUAUCUUUCACAUAUACAGACACUGAAACGUUGAAAUCAUAUUAGUGUGGAUACGGAAGAUGAGACUUUGUUUUAAGACUUAAUGAUAGCAGACUUAUUGUUCAUAUAUUGAAGUAAUAACAAUUGUAAUGUAUUUUCGUACUAUUGAGUAUUACACAGCGAUAAAUCAUUUGCAACAAUGCCAUUACCAUAUCUCGAAUUUUUAUUUGAGGUAAAUUGACGAGGGCUCAAAAGGACAUCCGUCCACUCUGCUGUCGGUGUGUUGUCAUGAUAUUUAAUCAUCACUCCUUCAAUUAAAUAGGAUCCAGACUUUAGAUUUAUACAACCUUUUUUGUCUGCCAAUGCACACUUGAACUUUAAUUCAAUGCCAUCAACUUGUAACAAAUGGUUAUUACAAAGCACAUUGGUUUUGAUAGGCCUGAUGCUUCUUUGGAAUCAGCUACAAAGAAGAUUGCUUUAAAAAAUAAAUCCUUUAAUGCAUCCAUCAUGCAGCAUUAAACAUUAAAAAUGACACAAAAUGGAGGAAGAAAUGUGUUAGAUGAACAAAACUGUUAACCUGGUUAAAUGUAGUUAUGGUGAACUUGUCUGGCAUUAAUGAUGCUAAUGAGCAUAUGAAGUAGAGUGAUAGACUUUGUGUCCUCACAUUAUUAACUGCAGCAACAAGUUCAACUGUCUUCAUAAAAUGGCUAACUAGCGGCAGGCUAAAAAAUAAUGAAGCCAAUAGGGAAGAUAUGCUGUCCCUGAAAAGAGUUACCUUUAACCCUCCACGUUAAAAGGAAAACUUUACAGCAGAAAUAAACAUGUUUAGAAGCUGGAAUAACAUUACAUAACAUAUGGGGGGAGAACUUUCAUAGAACUUUCUGGUUAUAAUUAUAUUUAAGCUCAAAGUUGAGCAUAUUUGAAAUGUAACGUCUUUGAAUAAAAGGUGGGUGUUGUCACUGACAUGCAUGUCAGUGAGGAUCUGUCACAUUUAGAUAAAACGAUUAUUAAAUUAGGAUUAUUGUUUGUUCUUCUCUACUGCUAUCACCAAUUAUUACAUUAUCAUAUUUUACAUGUUUAUGAAAAUUAAAUGUCUGUGUUAGAAAGUACUUUUAGACAAAUAAACACAUCCCUGGAGUUUAGUGGUUCAUUUUAUAUUGUUACUUUCCAUGUACUAAGAUGUCUUAACUUACUUUCAGGAUUUACAGUGUUGGCAACUGGUAGAACAGCAGUGAUUGUACUGAGCUAUAAGAAAGAACAUAAUUAUUCACAGACUGCGUAGAAGUAAAUGGAUUGGUCCGUGUUUGUAUCUUCUCGCCUUAACAUGUGAAUUAUUUUGCAUUGAGUCACCGAAGCACAAUGUAAUACUAUUAUUGUUUUGAACAAAGGUUAAAUAAAAUGCUCCACUUCACAUGAACCUUACAACCUUGUUUGUGUUUGUAUUAGGUGAGAAAAAGGAUCAUGGUCGGAAAAACUUGUGUUCUAUUCUACUUUGGGGUUGGAUAAUAACCAGGAUUGCUAUUCAGCAAUCAUCUAUUAUUUGUUUGUACUUAUCUCCUGAAAUUUUGUAGGUGUUUUUUUGGUCAACAAAAGUUGAACAGAUGUACACGUUGUUAAUAUCAAACUACCUCAAUGUUUUGUUUAUUUGAUCAUGGACUUGAUUUUCUGCUUUUUUAACUUUUCAAUUCCAAUGCCUAAAAGUAUUUAAUUAGCCUUUAAUAAAAAUACAUUAAAACCUG